UUCAAACUACUAGUUACACCUCUAACCUCGCGAGAACACCCAGAACCUCUUCUGUGGACUGUUUUCAAAGUUUGCCCCAUUUCUCUCGGUUUAUAACCGCUGACGUUCGGCCGUGUCUCCCGGUAAAGCCGCUGAUAGCUCACCGGCGGUCCUCCCGGUCACAAAGUCUGAAUGAAAGCGGUGAUUCUUGCCGCCGGGUACGGAACCCGGCUCCAGAGGGAUGUGUUGGCGGACACCAGCGGAAGGUUCGCUCACCUGGCGGCCGUCGCCAAGCCGCUGCUGCCGGUGGGUCGGUGCGCUUUGAUCACCCACUGGGUCCACGCGCUGACCGCUUCCGGCUUCGUGGACAGCAUUUAUGUCGUAACCAACGCUCUGUACCACGCAGCGUUUGAAGAAUGGGCGACACAUUUCACAAAUGUCAAGAUCCUCAGUGACCAGACGACAAGCAAUGAUGAGCGUCUCGGCGCCGUGGCCUGCCUGCAGCUUGCCGUGAAGCACUUUAACAUAGAAGAUCAUGUCGUGGUUAUCGGAGGUGACACACUCUUCAAAGAAGAUUUCAGCCUCAGGAAAGUUAAAGAGAGAUUCUCCGACGUGCAGUCGAAGUGUGAAGACGCCUGCCUGGUGCUGUCGUAUCAGUGCAGAGACGAGGAAACUCAUAAAUAUGGAAUCCUGGAGGUAGACGGUGAUCUUUGUGUCCUCUGUAUGAAGGAGAAGCCUCUUCCCUCUGAGACAGAGUCCAGGAGAGCAUGCCCGUGUUUCUACGUGUUUUCAAAGAAAGGUCUUCCUCUGUUGGACAUCUUCCUCGAGGAAAAGAAGGAUGCUCCCAUUGCAGAGAAAGACGCUCCCGGGAACUUUGUGUCGUGGCUCAUCUCGAGGAAACCCGUUUACAUUCAGGAGAUUUCCGGGCGUUUUGAUGUCGGGAAUUUGCCUUCCUACGUUGAAUGCGAUCUUUACUUCAAAGAAAAACUUCAGGACGUUGAGUCGUACAUGAAGUAGAAGGAAAUUUAUUAUUUCAUGUUAAAACUGAUCCAAGAAGAAAAUUAUCAUGUGACUGUAAAUACACCUUUGGCUUUAUAAUGAA
Archocentrus centrarchus (flier cichlid) is the source of this 1081-nucleotide messenger RNA. RefSeq lists its product as uncharacterized. The transcript is spliced from 8 exons. Bases 172 to 996 code for a protein of 274 amino acids. Lineage: Eukaryota; Metazoa; Chordata; Actinopteri; Cichliformes; Cichlidae. Gene Ontology annotation, biological process: biosynthetic process. The record is from RefSeq and is a predicted model, not a curated record.